CAGCAGACGAUAAAUUACAGUUUACGUAUCAAUAGACGCAAAUACACACACAGGAUGAAUCGUGCGUUCGUUUCAGUUGUGAUAUUCUUAUCAUUACACUUGUCAAGAGCUACACCUCUUGGUCAUGUAACAUCAAAGGAUAAUAAAGAAAUGUAUUUUAAAACAAUGUUAGUUAAUUACCAGGAUGAAAUUACGUCAUUAAAAAUCAAUAUUGCCGCUUUAGAAGAGAGAGUUACUAAAUUAGAGACGGGAAAAGCUUCUCAUGUAAUGUUAUCGAAUCAAGUUGAAAAUAUUGGCGGUGGAAUCAACGAGAAUCAUAAAAUAAGUAAAAGGGCAAUUUUCGGACGAAGGAAACCGGAAGUUGCAUUUCAUGCGACACUGACGAAACCUUCUGCUACGGUAAAAAUGUUAGAGAAUAUAGUCUUCAACAAUGUCAUAACAAACAUCGGCAAUUCUUAUAAUCAUCAUACUGGGGUAUUCACUGCACCUAUACAUGGAACUUAUACGUUUAACACAGACAUUGUUGCAGAAAGAGGACAUUAUGUUGAAGCAAGUAUUGUACGUAAUGGUAAAGUGGCUGUUUCAGCAAUCAGUGAUCAUAGAUUUUCACAAGAUGGAAAGCAUUUUACCACUUGGGAUCAAGGAAACGCAGUCGCGAUUUUAAGAUUAAAUAAAGGGGACAAAGUGGCCGUGACAUUACAAUGGCCUGAGGGAAGCCAUGGUAUACACGGUAGAGGAAAAUCAAGUUUCUCUGGAUAUCUACUGAGAUAAGAAAGCACUAAAGAAAACUUGAACUAGACUGAAGAUUUAUCAAUAGAUGGAUGUUAUUUAUUACCUAUGCAAAAUAAUAAUUUAUUGUUUACAUUGCAUGCAUCGUUUAAUAGUUUACAUUGCAUAAUGAUAUAGCGUUUUUGACAUGUUUUGGAAGAUAUACCUAUGUUGUACUUUGAUGGGUUACGUGCCAAACUAUUGUAGCGUAGUUUAUAUAAUUGCUUUGAUUUAUACAUAAUGUAAUGAGUUUUAUUGGAAUAAACUUUGAUAUAAAGAAAGGAAGCUGUAUCAUUCAUGUUAUUUAUUUGUAAAACAUAUUGUGUUUAAUAAAUGAUAAGCUUGAAUUAA
Molecule: messenger RNA, 1119 nt
Organism: Ruditapes philippinarum (Manila clam)
Lineage: Eukaryota; Metazoa; Mollusca; Bivalvia; Venerida; Veneridae
Product: C1q-related factor-like
Exons: 2
Coding region: 55-771 (238 amino acids)
Molecular function (GO): protein binding
Source: RefSeq, a predicted model, not a curated record